Dioszegia hungarica is the source of this 2634-nucleotide messenger RNA. RefSeq lists its product as uncharacterized. Lineage: Eukaryota; Fungi; Basidiomycota; Tremellomycetes; Tremellales; Bulleribasidiaceae. The record is from RefSeq and is a predicted model, not a curated record. The transcript has 14 exons. Bases 1 to 2634 code for a protein of 877 amino acids.
AUGGCGUUCAAUAAUACCAACACCACCUCGGCCGAUCUCCCCCACAAGCCCACUGUGGGUGAGAAGAUCUCCGGCACCGUCAACUUUUUGAUCGGCAAAGCCACAAACACCAACAACCCCAUCAAGGUCGCCGAGGGCGAGGCCGAGAAGACUGGCGAGCCCCUCCACGGAGGCCACGCCGGUGCUUCCGAGGCCAUCCACGGCAACAAACACGCUUCGGGUCUUACUGAGAGCAACAUCCACGGCUCCGGACUCACAGGCAACAACCACAACUCCAACUCGGGCGUUCUUGGGGGCAACCACAACUCCCACACCGGUACUGGCCUCACCGGCUCCGACCCCACCAACCACACCUCUGGCGGUAUCCUCAGCGGCAACCACAACUCCGAUACCCCCUUUGGCGGCCUGACCGGCAACGCCCACUCUGGUACCGUUCUCACUGGCAACAAACACUCUUCCCACUCGGGCAUCCUCGGGGGCAACAACCACUCCUCCAACUCGGGCAUCCCGGGCGGUAACAACCAUAACCUCAACUCGGGUAUCCUGGGCGGCACCUCCAACUCCCACCCCGGUCCUGGGGAUCCCCGACGACCAUCAACUCUUCCGCUACCCCACAAGAGCUCCCGGUACAUCACUCCCCCAACCCACCAAGCGGCUCGCCCUUUUGAGCCAUACAAAGCUCAGAAGGUGUUUCGCAAAAAUCGGUUUCAUUAUAGUACCCUGCAGGACGAUGAUCUGUGUGGGCCCUCGCAGGUCGCAGCAGUGUCACAUGCGAUUCGUAUGGCACGGCGCAUUGGGCAGAGCGAGAGGGGAUUAAGGGCAGCUGCUCUGAUCCUCGACCCACCGCAAGCCGACGCCGUGGUCGCAGCAGACUUGCCUGCUCGACACGAGACAGACAAGUGGACGCUGGAGGACUAUCAGAGUGAGACCGUCGACUUGGUGCGGACAUGGUAUCGUGAGGACAGGACGACGAUAUUCGUCGACGAGAUCCAGCCGUUCGAGCCGGGUCUAGAGGCUCCAUCCGCUUGUAUACAGACGAAUCAGUCCGCCACAUCCAAGCUCGAGAUAGUCGUGAAUGAGAAGUUGGUAUCUUCUGCCGGAAAAGCUUUAAUGCAGUUUUCGGUUCGAUCCGCGCACUACACCGCAGCCGUUUUCCACCUCGGAGUAGCCAUCUUUCACGAAUUUCUUCACGGAAUUCGGAUACAUUUGGUAUCACCCUAUGAGCGGACCCCACCAAAAUUGCACUCGUCCCAACUCCACCUUACAAAAGCUGGGUCGAGAGAGGACGGUGAGAGUGUCUGGAAUGGUGAAAGUGGUUGGUUUGGGGAGGAACUGACGAUCGGGGGCUUCUUGGGUCGCAAGAUGCUGGACAAGUCGCCAGACUUUGCGGACCAAAUUGAGCACUUGGGCCUAUCCCUGGCAGGAGCCGAGAGUCCUGGCUUCCUCUUAUCAGCCGAACAUCUCGAUCUGCUGCUGGAUGAGGCCAACGACCUCGACCUUUUACUCCCCCUUCUUCCUGAGCAGGAAGCAGACUGGCUCGAAACGGGUGUAAGAGAUCUCGCUCUCAGAGGUCCGACGACAUCGGCCAAGCCGCGACUCGCGGAACGUACGCUGGACAUAACCUCGACCAGCUGUGGUUACAGCGGGACCACUGGCCUGCCUCGGGGAUCCCGAGGGACGGGUUGUCUCGCCCUAAAAGACGGAGGUGCUCCCGGUAAGCGAAGCGCCGGAGGAGCCGGGCAAGUGCAGGAGAAGGAGGAGCACGCCGAGGAGGAUCAGCCAGAUGAUGAUCAAGCGAUGAACGAGCAGGAGCCAUCUCAGUCAAAGUCGACGAUCAAAGCAGGCGGAGCGAAGGCAUCCGCAGGCAAAGCAGGAAAGCAGAGGGGGGGGAAACCGGUCGCUGGGAAGAAGGAGGAAGGGAAGGCGGAGGAGGACGCCGAGGCCAGCGAUGUCGAAUUGGAGGAUAAGGAGAAGGCCGAAGUUGGUCAUCAGUCUGAUGAUGGGGAGGACAGUCUGUUGGUAUCCCAUACAGCCGUCAAAGCACCAGCAAGGGCAAAACGGCGAGCAAGAACUCUCCCGCCAAGGCGAGUACAUGUGCCGAGGAUCUGGAGCUCUUCACUACCGAUCAAAAUGAUGCCGAGGAUGAGCUGGAGGAGCCGGCCUGCACGUGGGAAGGAUAGCGCUCCAGAAGAGGACGAUGACGAGGACGAGGAUGGACAGGCGGACGGAGAGGAAGAGGAGGAGCCGACCAAGAGAAGGAAGCCCGCAUCGCCUGCGAACGGUAAGAAGAGAGUCGCUAAGGCCGCACCAGACAGCCGCACGCCCUCCGAUAACUCAACAUCCCCCAAGCCCUCACCCGUCGACAAGAGUACCCCCGCAAUCAGAAGCGUCAUCUUCGAGGCCUUCAUCACCCCAACCUACCUCAAGUCUAUCAACUUCAAAUCCGUCGCUUCCUCCUUUGACAACGACCCCGACUCGACCAAGCUCUCCCGACACUGGCGGGAUGUCCUCUUCAAGGACCUCGCUACUCAUUUCGCUGGCAAGCCGGCCAAGAAGGCAACCAAAGCGGGCAGACUGGAAGGGGGUGGCCAAGGAGAGCAACAUGGAGGUGGCGAAGUUGCGGAGGCACUGUAA